Pseudogymnoascus destructans is the source of this 1609-nucleotide messenger RNA. RefSeq lists its product as uncharacterized. Gene Ontology annotation, biological process: fatty acid beta-oxidation. NCBI's taxonomy places the organism in Eukaryota, Fungi, Ascomycota, Leotiomycetes, Thelebolales, Thelebolaceae. Gene Ontology annotation, cellular component: mitochondrion. Gene Ontology annotation, molecular function: enoyl-CoA hydratase activity. The record is from RefSeq and is a predicted model, not a curated record. The transcript is spliced from 2 exons. The coding region runs from base 118 to 996 and encodes 292 amino acids.
GCCCGUCUAUCCUCGGGUGGGGAAGAAGCUAAGACAGCUUCCAAAACUCCAACUUUCUCCACGAGAGUGCUCAUUUAUACAUUAUUUUGCCAGGUUGUCAGAUAUAAAGUUGCUAUCAUGAUGAAUACUGUCAAAUGUAUGAGGCCCAGAGUCUCCCAAUUCAGACCGUCGUCGCUGCCAAGAGUAACACGUCCUUUCUCAGCAUCAGCGAAACAGCAGUAUGAGCUUAUCCUCACAUCUGAGCCACGCCCGGGCGUUGCACAAAUUACCCUCAACCGCCCCAAGGCACUCAAUGCCCUCUCCACCCCCAUCAUAACCGAACUCAACCACGCCCUGCGCGAGUUCCAAGCCUCCCCCUCCGUCCGCGCCAUCGUCCUCACCGGCUCCGAGCGCGCCUUCGCCGCCGGCGCAGACAUCAAAGAGAUGGCCCCCCUCACCUUCUCCAAAGCCUACACCGAGAAGUUCAUCGAGUCCUGGUCCGACCUGACCACCUUCCUCACCAAGCCCCUCAUCACCGCCGUCUCCGGCCACGCCCUCGGCGGCGGCUGCGAGCUCGCUCUCAUGGGAGAUAUCCUCUACUGCACUGAGACCGCGAACUUCGGACAACCCGAAAUCAAGCUCGGCACGAUUCCUGGAGCCGGCGGUAGCCAGCGCCUCACUGCUGCGGUGGGCAAGGCGAGGGCUAUGGAGCUGAUCCUCACUGGAAAGAGCUUCAGCGGGGUGGAGGCUGAGAAGUGGGGCGUGGCGGCGAGGAGCUUCAAGGACUACGAGGCGCUCAUCACGGCGGCGCUGGACACGGCCGAGACGAUUGCUGGGUACAGCAAGGUGGCUGUGCAGGCGGCUAAGGAGGUGGUGAACAAGAGCCAGGAUUUGACGCUGAGGGAUGGUAUUGACUACGAGAGGCGUGUGUUUCACAGCCUGUUCGGCAGUGAGGAUCAGAAGAUCGGGAUGAAGGCGUUUGCGGAGAAGGCGAAGCCGCAGUGGGUGGACCAGUAGGGUGGAUGCUGGAGAGAUGUAUACUACUGUCCGGACGCUGCUGGAUGCCGCAUGGAACCAUUUAUUAGCCAAUGAUGCAGCCACUGAUCUUGUGAGACCAUAUAUGAUGGUGUAGCCUAUAAAAGUGAGAAUCUGCGCUCAAUGCUAGCGUUACUAGUAGCGCUAGCAAUAUGCGUAGGAGGGACUAUAAAUACGGAAGCUGCGAGCGUUACUGCCAGCGUUACUGUGAAGCGUUACUGUUGGCAAUAUGCACAGGAUGGGCUAUAAAAACGGGGAUUUGCGUUACUGUCGAACGUUACUGUGAACCGUUCGUUACCAUUAGCAAUUUGUGCAGGAUGGGCUAUAAAAAGGGAAACCUGAGCCGAACCAAACCAGCGUUACUAGUAACGCUGGCGUAUAUUUGCGCAAAACGGGCUAUAAAAUCCGGAAUCUGCGCCAAAUCCCCUAUUCUAGAAUAAGCCCAUAUUACUCAGCGCAGCUUCUAUUAAUUACAUAAAGCUCUCGGUUGCUGGAUUGCUUGAUAGGCGGGACACCGUUAGUGCACAGUUGCUGGAUUGCUUGAUAAAGGCGGAGUCUGGCGUCAUCCGGCCGGCGGGAAUAACGUACGUGCGGG